Molecule: messenger RNA, 1017 nt
Organism: Lichtheimia ornata
Lineage: Eukaryota; Fungi; Mucoromycota; Mucoromycetes; Mucorales; Lichtheimiaceae
Exons: 6
Coding region: 1-1017 (338 amino acids)
Source: RefSeq, a predicted model, not a curated record
AUGAGCGAUAAUACAUCCAUGUCAGCGGAUAUUGCAACCGGCGGUGAUGCCAACCUUGUUGGUCCCGAUGUUCUUGAAGUGGGUUCCGAAUUUAUUUCAUUGGCUUGCAUUACAGUCCUUGCUCUUGCUCUCGGUGCCAAAACAAACGGCGAGAAGCUCAAGACAAUCAACUAUGGUCGUGCUUUGGUCAUUAUUCUCUAUUUCUUUUCAUGGGCCUUCUCAGCAACGUCCAUUGUUGUUGUUUCUACUAAUAAUAAUAACAUCAUCUCAUGCACUCUUGGUAUGCUUUCAUGCGACGUGUUCUAUGCCGGUAGUAAAAUUGCCAUCUAUGCAUGGCUUAUCGAACGUGUGCAUCUUGUUACAGCAGUCAAAACUACUCGUCUCAGAACCUGCCAAUACAAGUUUCACAUUGUCCUUCUUUGUCCAUACGUUGUGAUCUUCAUUCUUAUGAUGACCUUCCGUAACAUUUAUCUCGAGCCUGAUGGCAAGUGCACCAUUGGAUUGCAGCCCAUUGCCAGUAUUCCAUUAUUGGUUUAUGACUUUAUCUUCAACUUGUACUUGACUUGGCUUUUUAUGAAACCAUUAAUGAGUGUGGGUCGUAAUUCACGCACCAAUUGGAAAACAUCAAAGCUAUAUCGCCUUGCAAGACGCACGUUGGUGGCAUCCUUGGUGUGUCUCUUGAUUUCAUUCCUUAAUGUGUUGGGUGUGGUGUGGACCCAUGGCCAUGAGCGUGGCCUUGUUUGUCUCACCCUUUGCACGCUCGAUGUGACAAUCAACGUCAUUACUGUACAUUGGGUAACUACAAGCUCCUCUGGUCAAAAUGGCCAAUCUGAUACUCGACAAAAGAACCUGAACACCACCGAAGUGGUCACUGGCGAGAUGACCUUUGAUGGUGAUAUGCCUAAUCACCAACGAUCCAUGAAGUAUGAUCUUCCUGUCGUCCAUCCUACUAUACGCCCUGACGACGACACCGAUAGUGCCAAAUCAACCGACAUUACAUCUGGAGGAAAACACUAG